GAUUAUUUUAUAAGGCAAAGCAAUUGCAUGUUCCUGCCUCAAAGAAAUGUAAGAUUAUAACUGAACAUGCGUCUAAACAAACAUUUUGAUGUUAUUGUGCGAACACUUACUGUCUGUAAAAAUGAAGAAGCACUUUUCUGCAAAAGAGUGUUCAGGAAACUGAUUAACAGCAUCUGACCAUGUGACAGCAAAUUUCCCUUUUACACUGAAAGCUUCAUAGUGUCAUUUGAUUAUUGCCUGUAAGCUGCAGUCAUGUAUUUAGACAUUUUUAAUCAGUCUUACUGAAUGAGUUAUUUUUAUUUGUGUUUUUAGAAAGUGGUUUAAUUCGUGUGAAUCUUUUGUAAGUGGUUUUGUUUGGAUUGUCCUGGUCUCAUUAUGGGGCAGACAGUUAAAAAUAUACUUUAAAAAGGGGAAGGAAAACAGCAGAAGAAAGUUUUCAGCUUGCAUUUGUAGUUUCACUCUCCUGGAAUCUACUGGCUGAAACUACAACACGUGAUGUCACUGAUUACAGCUCCUCCUCUUCCUCUGCUGUUUCUGCUCAUGAUUCCAGGAAUUUAUGGCCAGUAUGGUGGGGGUCAAUGGGGUGUGAUUUACAGUCCUUCACACAUCUGUGCACUGCAGGGGUCAACAGUGACAAUGAGCUGCACUUUUACUUACCCUUAUGGAUAUCAGAUCAAGAAAGUGUUCUGGACCAAAACAAAUGUUAAAAAUUCUGAUCAAGAGUUUCCAGCUCUGUCUGAGGAUCCUGAAUACAAACAGAGGCUUCAGUAUCUGGAAGACACACAGCAGAACUCCACCAUCAGACUGAGUCAUGUGACACAGAAAGAUUCACGCAUGUACUAUUUCAGAUUCACAACGGAUAAACCUGAUAAGAAAUGGAUUGGUACUCCAGGAGUGACUCUUACUGUCACAGAUCUUCAGGUGGAGGCUCCUGAGAGAGUGACAGAGGGUCAUAAUGUCAGUCUGACAUGUAAAAGCAGCUGCACUCUGACUGACAGAGCAACAUUCAUCUGGUACAGAAACUCACAGCCAUUAACUGAGAGAAGAGACAGAAACAAUCAACUCCUGCUGCAGUCAGUCAGAAGAGAGGAUGCAGGCAGAUACAGCUGUGCUCUACAUGGACACAGUUACAUCUCUCCUGCUUUGCAGCUGAAUAUCAGAUAUCCUCCAGAGAAUCCUGUGAUCAUCAUCAGUCCAUCUGGUGUAAUAGUGGAGGGAGAUUCAGUGACUCUGAUCUGCAGCAGUGAUUCGAACCCUCCUACAGAAAUCGGCUGGUUUAAAGGAGGAAUGUUUGUAGGAUCUGGAAGAAUCUACAGCAUCUCAAAGAUCAGCUCUGAUCACAGUGGAGAAUACAAGUGCAAGUCCAGAUAUGAAAAUAUAGAUAAAUACUCUGCUGGUGUGACUUUAAACAUCAUGUAUCCUCCCAGGAACGUCUCAGUGUCUAUAACUGGAUCUGGUGUAAUAGUGGAGGGAGAUUCAGUGACUCUGAGCUGCAGCAGUGAUUCAAAUCCUCCUGCUCUGAACUUCAGCUGGUUUAAGGAGAAUCAAAGCUCAGCUGUUGGAUCUGGACAGAGUUUCAGUGCACUACAGAGUGGACGCUUCUACUGUGAGGCUCACAAUCAACAUGGAUCUCAGAGAUCAGCGGCGCUAUCAGUAACCGUGCCUCAUGGUCUGGGUUGGCAUGUCUGGUUGGGAAUCACAGUGGCAUGUGUAGGAUUAUUCAUUAUUAUCAUCAUCGUGUUCAUAAUGAGAAAACGAAGAGGUGCAAAAGCUGAAGAUGUCACAGUAAAACAGGAUGACCUGUACUCUAACGUAACUGAGAGGGACGCUCGCGUGUCUGAAUCAGCCAUUUGUGAUGCCACUCCGUAUGCCAGCGUUUCAUUCAGCAAACCCAGAAGAGAUGGAGACAGAGAAGCUGAGGAGAUCCAGUAUGCGACUGUCCAGCAUCACAAAAACAAACCGAUGAAGAGAGCAGAGGAGAGCGAAAACCAGUACGACAAUCUCAGGAUCCACCAACCUGCUGCUGCCGUGAGGCGAUCGGAUGUGGAGACUGUGGAAGAGGUCUCUGUGAUCUACAGCCACGUCAGAUGAAUGACAGACCGUCAUGAAGCCUGUGUUCAUCUCAGCUGCUGGGAAAAGCAAAAGCCAAAGAUAUUUGCUGAAUAUGAACAAAUAUUAAUUAAUGUCAUUGAAAGUUUGGCUGUUUAAUUUAGAAUGCAGUUUAACAACAUUUAUGGCAUGUUAUUCCUUAAAUCAGGUGAACAGAUGAAAUAAAAAAUAAAAAUGAUGCUGUGAUGUGAUGUGGGAAUGUGUUUAAGGAUGAAAUGAUUCAAAUUUUGAUUUCAAAUGUUUCUGUGACCAAAUAAAUGUAUCAGUUUCACCAAA
Cyprinus carpio (common carp) is the source of this 2385-nucleotide messenger RNA. RefSeq names its product B-cell receptor CD22-like. The record is from RefSeq and is a predicted model, not a curated record. NCBI's taxonomy places the organism in Eukaryota, Metazoa, Chordata, Actinopteri, Cypriniformes, Cyprinidae.